AUUUUAAGCAUUGCAUGCGUGACGUGAGUAGACGUAACGAUUGAAUGACAGUUUUAAGAUUUAAAAAAAUAUUAUAUUGUUAAUACAUAUUGUAAAAGACAAAAAAAUAUUUUUACAUUUUUUAUUUUUAAUACGAUGCAACUAACCAAGUUUAUGUUAAAACUAAGUGAAUAAUAAAAAUUCAGGACAAUCAGUGACAGACACGUUUGUUUAUUGCUUGGUUAACAUCCGCCAUUUUGUACUGUCGUUUGUUUAGUGACUGGAGCAGUCUCUAUCAAAGUGAUGCUAUAUAAUUUCUCUGGAAACGUAUAUUGUGACUUUUCAAGUGGUGUACAAUGUUUUUGCUAGAAACGUUGUUUUCAAGGGUUAGAAAUUAAAUUGUGUGACUUGUCAAUCUGACGUCGGUAUAAUCAUCUACCUAUGUGCCGGAUGUGUCCUACAAUCGGUUAGGGCGAUUUUACGUGCCACCUUGAGUGGUGUACGUGUCCUGAUACCUAUGCUGCUGCCGAGAAUAUGAGUAGCAACGGAAAUCAGGUGCCGUUGGCGCCGAACCAGCGCGGGCCCGGACAAUAUCCACGGGCGUCAACACCACAUAGACCGGUGGAUUGUUAUCACCCGGCAGGCGCGACAGCGGCACCAUACUUGCCGAGCGGGGCGGGGGGAGCGCAGUCCUCAGGCCAGGCGGCGCUUCGAGUGCAACAAAACCCGCAGCCUUCAGCGCCGCCCGCACCUCAACAGGACAUGUCUAAGACAACAAUGGCCCAUAAUUUCGUGGCUCAACAAAACCAGACACCACAGACUAGGCCACAGUACAACUUCCAGUACAGAACGGCACAACAUGGAACAAGACCGACGACACAUCCGCGGCAACAGCAGCCCUUCAUACCCGGCGCAACAGCCGCCGCCACAGGCCCCGUCAUGUACAGUGCAUGCGUGCCUCCACUAGUGUUCCAAUCUCACAUGGGCAUGCAGACGUACCAACAACCACGAUCAGGAAAUCCAGGAUUUUAUCCAUAUAGCAUGGCACCCUAUAUGAGUUAUAGCAAUCCUCCGAGUCACACUCCACCCUAUUAUUUUACGUCCAAUAGUCAGCCGCUGCCGACUCCAAACUUGCAGCCUAACGCGCCCGGCGGCAGAAAUAAUCAAAACGCACCACUUGUGGGUCCUCAGGGUACCUCUGCCACGGCCUCAGCUCCCAAUUCCACAAUUCCACACCCCCAAGCUCCAGCACAUAUUCACGCGAUGUCAGGUAUACGACCAAUAAUGCAAAAGCGAAGCCAUAGACUGGCUAUUAUAAAUCCACUUACAAAGCAAGAUAUAUUUUCGGAAAUAAAUUCUAGUGAAAAUCAAUUUCCAAGUGGUGAUUCCAGCGGUAGACAAACACCACAAUCCGAACAGCCGACACAUAGUGCCGCCGAAGAAUUUUCUAGAAGAGUGAAUGAGGUUAUAAACCAGCCGAGUCCGGCAGAGAUUGCUGCUAAAGCGGCGGCUGCGGCGGCGGCGACAGCGGCGGCAGCGAAGACCGCUGAGUUGCCUAUUACAACUCCCUCUAGUUCCCAACCGUCGACUAGUGCUAUAUGUAUUAGUAAACCUGAGACUAUACACAUUAGUGAAAAUAAACAUUUAGGACCUGAUGUUGCUGCAGAACCGAACGAAACUCCCGUCGUAUCAGCAAUAUCUGAUAGUCCUGUUAUAGUGCCUAAAAUGCCGAAUAAUAAGCAACUCCAAAAAAAUAGUGACCAGAUAUUAGUAAUAGAAACUACUACUAGUAAGAUUCAGCCUAGUAAGCAACAUAAACAAAGCAAAAGCAAACCACUUGUGCCUGAUGAUAUAGAGAGAGAGGUUGCGGAGACUAUAAGUGUGGAGACGAGUCAGAUAACGGCUGCAGCGAGUAUAGCAGCGCCGCCCGCGCCUUCCUCGAUUACUCCGUCCUCAGCCUCUAUCCCCUCCCUCGCCGGGUUGCCGAGGCAGACGCCUCCCUCUUUCACGUCUCAACACACGCCGGCUCCACAGCCCCAACGAGUCCGAGAACACAGAUCCAGACUCAAGUCCGAAGAAAAGGAAAAAGCCAAGGAGAAAGAAACGCAGCAUGAAAUUGAAACUGUGUCUUCAAUUAAAGCCAACGGCCCCACAGGUGUUGUGAUUAGUUCAGUUGAUAGUUUACAAGAAGUUAUCAAUCCUCCAACUAGUCAAACAAAUCAAACAAUAGGACCUGUAACAAAGAAACAAACUGUAACCAAAUUACCAUCUGCUCCUGAGACUGAUGUGUCUUGCGUGGAAGCAAAGGUGGAACAAGUAAAUAAAGGAGUGGUAGCACCAUCGGAAGCACCUGCUCCAACUGCUACAGAACUGCUUUCUGCAAGCAUUGAGAAGCUUGCUAAAGAACUGCCCCUAAGCCAAGAAAUAAAAGAUAACAAAGAAGCAUCCAGUGCAAUACAAGCUCAAGCCAAAUUAACCCAGAGUAUAGCCAGCUGUAUUCGCAUUAAUCAACCUGACUCUAAGAUGAAAGAUAUUAAUCUAAAUAAUAAAUCUACUGAUCCAGAUACUGCCAAUGGAAACACCACUGAAGUAACUAAAACGGAAACAAAAGAAGAUAUAAAUAAAAAUGAAAAAGCUGUGAAGAAUUCUAAGAAUAAUAAUAAAAAAUCCAACAAAAUGGCUACACAAGAUGUAGCUGAAUCAGAAUCAUGUGAAAAUGGUAAAGAUGAGACUGAUAAAUUAAGUAAUGUAGAUCAAGAUAAACCUAUUGACAAAGAAGAGGUAGCAGAGAAGCCUGCUGCUCUGGAGACUAUUGAGAGCCCACAGGCCCCGCCCGUGUUUGUCCCCAAAUACAAAUAUUCCGAUGAUCAAUGGUCGCCUCUCAAUAAAACUGGCAAGAAGUGCUAUGAUAUUGGUCUACUGAAGCAGAUAAAAGAUGACCCUAUGUCCAAGAAUAAACCCAAUGUACCAUUAUUAGAGGCCUGCAAUAUAAUGAGGGCUGUACCAAUACAGGAUCCUCUUCCUUUCUCUACAAUAUCAAGGCCAAUGAAUGAUUCUCUGUUCCCGACAUUUGCCAAACCCUCUGGUAUGGGAUCGAGAAGUAACACUCAACGGGAUACUAAAAAGGAUGGUAGAAAUAUGGCUAUGGGAGGAGGAAAAGGUAGUGUAAAACUAAACUCGAGUCAAGGUGGAAACAGUGGCCAGCGCUCUAUUCAUUUUGUGACCCUAUCACGUGAAGAAGUAAAAUUAAAUGAAGUUGAUUCAGCAUGGAAGCCCUCUAGGUUUAGGAAAGAGACCCUAUCUGAAGAAGAAUGUAAAACACAGGAAUUAUACAAAAAAUUCAGAGGAAUCUUGAAUAAGUUGACACCACAAAAAUUCGACACUUUACUUGACAAAGUAAAGACUCUCGAAAUAAAUAACCAAAACAGACUGGAAGGUGUGAUUGAUCUGGUGUUUGAAAAAGCUAUUGAUGAACCCAAUUUCUCAGAAGCCUAUGCUGCUAUGUGUAAUAAAUUAUCUACACUGAAGGUGCCAGCCCAUAAUGCCAGUUCUCCAGAGCAAUGUGUCAAUUUCAGAGGGCUUAUAAUUAGCAGAUGUCAGGCUCAGUUUGAAGCCGAAAAGGUAGAUGAGCAAAUACUUAAAUUAGAAAAGGAGGUUUCUGAAUGUACAGACCCUGCCAAAAAGAAGGAGCUUCAACUAAUGUUAGUAGAAGAAUAUAGACGAGUCAGGAUGCGGUCAGUUGGAAAUGUUAGAUUUAUAGGUGAACUUUACAAAUUGAAAAUGCUCACGGCCAAAAUCAUGGUUUACUGCAUGAAUCAUUUGAUUGAUAAACUGGAGGAGGAGAAAUUGGAGUGCUUGUGCAAAUUGCUCACCACUAUCGGCGAGCAAGUCGAAAGUGAAGUAAAAGAUCAACUUGAUAAUGUAUUCAAGAAAAUGCAGGACAUAAUUUCAGAUAGGAAAAAUAAUAAAAUAUCCAGCCGCGUAAGGUUUAUGAUUCAAGACGUAAUUGAAUUGAGAAGAAGAAAGUGGGUCAUCAAGAGUGUAGUAGACUCACAGCCUAAGAUGAUGGAUCAGAUCCAAAAGGAAGCUGAACAACAGCAGAGGCACAUUGAGAUGAUGAAUGCGGUACCUAUGGGAGGUGGCGGUGGAUUCCGUCGCGAUGAAGGCGGCCGUGGCAAACGCGGUGACCGCAGACAAAACGCUAACUCCUUCCAAAUGGAUACCAACAUGUGGAAAUCUAACUCACGCUACACUGUAGAUACUUCUAAAUUGAUGAAGGCUGCACCACAAAAGAAUUUAAGCAGCAUUAAAUUGGCACCGCCUAGUUGGAAUCAUGGGGCCUCAGCUAAGCCCCAGGCUCAAGCCACAAGCAGCUCAAUGAUUGGGAUGAAGAACAUGUACAGCGUUUUAGAAAAUGUACAAACUGAUCCUACUUCUCUAAGAGAGAGUAAAGACUUGCCACUAAGCUACCAUAGCAAAGGUGCUUCUAUUGAAAGGUCUACAUUCAACUCCAGAGGAGACUUCAACAGCGGCAGUGGUAGCCGUUCGGGAUCCGUCGGCGUAGCCCGAUCUAACUCGGGAAGCCGAAGCACUAGCGCGGCGCCACCCACUCCGCCGGUGGUAGCUGAAGUAGCCGCUCAACCAGCAGUCGUCCCACAGGAACCCUUACCCGAUCCCAAGAAGAAGUCGGUCCAUUCAAUGAUUCAACUCUCCCUCAUCAACCCUGAUGAGGAUGAAUUAGUAGCCGAAAUAAAGCAUCUAUUCGAACCUCAGUUCCAUGCUGCCGUUGUCACUGAGAUAUUCAAUGUUGCUUUGGAAAAAUCGGCAAAAGAUAUUACUACAAUAGCUAAGUCCCUGCUGUAUGCAGUGUCGGCUAAAGCCAUUUCUCCAGAUAAUUUCAUAGCGGGAGCUACAGAAAUAUUUGAAUUUGCACCUGAUCUUUACAUUGAUAUUCCAAUGCUUUACGAAUAUUUUGCAAAGUUUAUUGCACCACUAAUAGAAAAGAAGCAUAUCACAUUUUUACAAGUUUUCAAAAUUUCAAAAACCAUAAUUACUGAAAAACACGGCCAUUUAUUGCUCAAAGCAAUAAUCAAGGAGUUGAAAGACAGCAUGGGACCAACAUUCGUGAAGAGUAAAUGGCAGGAGUCUGGGCUAAAGUUGAGGCAAUGGAUGAAUGAAGAAGAUGUGGCUACUUGGUUAAAAGAUAAUAAAUUUGAAUUUCUAGAAGGUAGUGUAGCACCCAAUGACGAAACGAAAGUUAUUCUGUCGCCAGCUGACACUCAGAAAAAACUGUUGCAAAUAAUGAAUGCAGACGAAACUUGUGAUUGUAUAAAGGGAUGGGUACAGGAUAAUCUUGGUAAGGCUUCAAAUGAAGACUGGUUCAUGCGGGGCUUAAUCCAAGCGAUAUGCGAACAUGCGUUAUUUGGUGCAGAAGGUCGCGACGUAACGCACUUCAAUCAGGACCGUAUGAAUAAAUACAUAGGACUUAUUAAUGAUUUUGGAGAAUCGAAACAAGCAAGAGAAGCAAGCUGUUUGUUUGGCAUUCAGCAACUAAUACAUAGGCUAGAACACCCUCAAGGGUUAACUUUACAAAUUUUUGCUUAUUUACAUGAACAAUACAUAAUAUCGGUAGAAGGAUUUAUUGCUUGGGAGGAAUCAGACAAGGAACCGGAAGGCAAAGGUGUGAUGUUGAAGGCGCUGACGUCGUUCUUCACGAACCUGAAGGAGGCGGACAACGAGGACUCGUGCAGCGAGGACUGACGCGGGCCUCCCGUCGCCGCGGCUCUGUUCCCGCCGGCGCCGUCCGACCCGACCGCUUUCAACGUCUUCUAUAUUUUUAUAUAUUAAAAUCAUCCCCACGCGGAAGUCGAUAGAUUUAUAUUAUUAUUAUCGUAAUGCUUAACCUAACAGAAGCUAGAGAAAAGUUGUAUAAUAUUUUUUAAAACCGAUAGUUUUUAUCGAAAAACUAAAUUAAAUUUUGCUUCAAUGAAAUAUUUACGUCACUCCGUUUUGAUUGUUUUUGAAAUGCUCGUUCAUUGUGUGAACCUGAACAUUGACUAUUAUUGUUUUCUGUGUAGUUUCGACAAAGUUCUGCCGGGUACAGACUGGUAAAAUAUAACAUGCAUUGAAAGAACUCGUCGUCCACAUUGCUCCAAUGUAUCGUGUAAAGAGUUACACAAUUUGUAACAGAUACUUAGUCUGUGGGCGCUACGAGUACUUCAUUCGUGUGUGAUCCCCGAUUUGUCGUGUUUUCGAUUUGCAUAUGUUGGAACUCAAAAACUUGACAUAAAAAUGAGAUUUUCAAAUUAUAAAUGUAAUAACGAAAUUUAUAAUUAUGAAAGUAAUAAUUAUUAAAUUAAGUUAUUGAAUAAAUCAUUAUUUAAAAAUUAAUAAUAAUACUAUGAUUAUUAAUAAUUCAUUUUACGCAGCAAAUUUGACAAAUUAUGCAAAUAUGACGUAGCAAUUUGCAUUGAUAAGCAAUGAGCUGGGCCGAUUAAUAAAAAUCUUUUUCAAUGUUUAAUUUGUUUAACGAAAACAUGGUUUGAUUAUUUAUGACAUUUGCUAUUGGACUUUCCCACACUAAAUGACAUGAAAAUGUAUAAAAAUGUUUUAUUAUUAUUUAAUUUAAUGAAAAUCUUUAUAAUUCUAAAAUUUACUAAACUAUUUUUAGAAGCCCUGGUUUGCUUCCACAAGAAAGAAAUAUAUAAUUCCAACAAUAAUUUGUCUUAGCAUGGCGAAUUGCGUGAAGUGCGUGCGUUACGUGGAACAGAUGCAAUGAACACGUAGCGCAAUGUUUCCCUUCAUGUUACGUUAGAGCAGUCUGUAGCCGACAUGACGUUUUCUUUUCAUCACAACCCUUCUUUUUCCCUGCUAAAGAUAAGUUAAAGUAAUAAAAGCAUCAUAUUCUCUGUUUGCCAGAUCGGAAUAUUUCUUUUUCUGAUUUAGUGGCUUUUCCCGUUGAUUAUUUAGUAUUUGAUAAUUAGCCUGUCUCUUACAACUGAAAUGUAUGUUUAUUUUUCUUUUACAUUUAUUUGCGAUUGUGCUAUAUUGCAUUGUAUUAUUUUCUAUUGGUUCUAUUGAGAAAUGUCUAUUUUAUGUAUAAACAUUUCGUAUUUGAUUUAUUUUUAAUUUAUCUGGUGACCAGAGAAUAUAAUCAGUAAGUUCUAAAUUUUGAUGAAACGAAAACAGCAAUAUUAAUAUGCCUAGGAAUAAAGCAACUAUAGUGUUCCAUAAUACGUACCUUAUGUGCUUUUUACGGGAGACCGCAACAAUAGUCUGUAAAAGAACCUCUGGUGAUGAAGCACCAAUAAGUUAAUUUAAGCAAUAAUCUAAUCAUGUAUAAUAUUUUUGGGUACCAGCAUAUUUAUAUUAUAACAAAGAAUAGAUACUGUACUUUGAUAUUCAAACGGAGUUGAGUUCAAAGAAAGAUGUUGAAAUAUUAUAUUUAAUAUUACGUAUAUCUCUUUGUUUUCAUUUAUAGAGACGGCUAAUUUUGAACUGAUAAAAGUAAUUUAAAUGUAUAAAUAAAAAGAAAAAAUAUAAAAAAAUACCAUAUAGAAAAUUUGCUUUGGUUCAUUUAUGUUGUUUCAUCUUACAUUGAUUUCUAUCCUACACACAUAACUACCCUAUUUGUUAUAAGUACCCCAUAAAUUUCUGGACGCACUCGAUAUUAGUACAUUUUCUUUACAUUAUAACUUUUUGAUUUUAAUAGAUAUUUUAUUGUUUAGUUUUAAUUAUGCUAUUAUAGUAUCUCAGUUGGCAGUGACGAUUGUCUCAAAUCUGUCGUGAAGUAGGCGGCGCGGGCCGCUCCAUACGCCGGACAUGCGCCUCCCUUGACGCGCGUCCUUCAGUUUAUUAGGUCCGCUGCUGAGGUUAUUUUUAUUAUUAUUAUUAUGUAUGUAUGUUAUGUAAAUAAACUUUUUAUGAAAAACAA
Messenger RNA from Amyelois transitella, 7912 nucleotides. RefSeq names its product eukaryotic translation initiation factor 4 gamma 3. The record is from RefSeq and is a predicted model, not a curated record. The coding region runs from base 514 to 5739 and encodes 1741 amino acids. NCBI's taxonomy places the organism in Eukaryota, Metazoa, Arthropoda, Insecta, Lepidoptera, Pyralidae. Gene Ontology annotation, molecular function: translation initiation factor activity; mRNA binding; protein binding. Gene Ontology annotation, cellular component: eukaryotic translation initiation factor 4F complex. The transcript has 29 exons.